GUUUAUAAAUGUAUUAAUGUUUCAUUCAUGUUUCAUGUAUUUUAAGUGAUAUAUUUAUUUUGUGUUGUGUGUGUCCAUGAUGGAAAUUUCGAAUAGUUUCCCUAGCACUAGUCAACAAAUAUUGCAGGCACCGCAAUGUACACCUAGAUUAACAUUUACUAUAGAUAAGGAACGGUUGGAUGAUGAUAUUAACACAUAUUCUCAAGAUAUAAUAUCUGUAACUUGGAAUGUAUUUGGAGUAUCAACGUUGUUUGGAUUUCAAUAUGACGAUAAAACUAUUCUUAAAUUAUAUGGAAAACGAUUAAGAGAAGAAAUAGCAACUAAUUUAUCACAUGAAAAUGUAACAUAUAAUGCUAAUAUUUCUAUUCUAGGAGAUACAACAACAAAUCAACCUUCAAUAAAGGUUGAAGUUUUCGCAAAGAAAUCAGAUAAAGAUGAACAAAAAAGUAUUUAUAAAGGAUUUUUUCUAUCAUGGAAGAAAAAUGAUAUAAGUAACAACAAUACAACUAGAUUUCCAUUAUUGUUAUGUCGUGGUAGUCGUCCGUGUAUGAACAUUGUACAUUCCACUUUUAAUCGCAUGUUUGAUUGUCUUAUAAUUAAAUUACCUAUCGAGGAAGAUGAUUUGAUUUGGUUACUUGCAAUUAUAAUCGUACCUGUUAAUGACAAUGACAAUUUAAAUAAAAACAAGGAUGUUACAUUAGAAUUUAAAGUACCUGGAUUACCGAUUAAUAAUACGAUUAGUGUUCUAUUUAAAAUUUUAGAUCUGAUUAAUAUUUUAAAUGCUAUAAUAGAAAAUCAAAGUGAUCAAAUGGAAACGGAUAUAUCAGAGUUGACUAUUGAACAAAUUCAAAGAUUUCGUAAGUGUUUAUACACUCAAAUAAAAAACAUUGCUGGAUUAGAAUUAGGAUUAUGCAGUUUGCACAGAAUUAGUUUACCAGCUGCAACUAUAAUGGGUAACAAGAUGAAGAUAAUGGACCCAUAUUGUCAAAAGCGUAUUUUAUCAUAUAUGAUGGAGAAAUCUGUAGACAUGUUUCAUGCAUUUUUAUAACAAUUGAUUUUAGUAUGUGUAAUAUGUUUAUUCUUUCUUUUAUUUCUUUUUAAUAUUCUUUAUA
Molecule: messenger RNA, 1112 nt
Organism: Polistes dominula (European paper wasp)
Lineage: Eukaryota; Metazoa; Arthropoda; Insecta; Hymenoptera; Vespidae
Source: RefSeq, a predicted model, not a curated record